UUAUUAUUGUGUCCUCUAUAAUUUUGGAAGGUUGAUCCGUUUAAGAACACAUGUUUUAAGAUAUGUGUUCGCCGGGUGUUUUGUUCCUGGCGCUUGCGCUGGUCGGUUCUGGGUUCGCGGGCCCGCUGAUCAGCCCGGAGCCUCGUGUGAGCGAAGAGGCUUACGUACUACCUGGAGAGUCCUUCCCCACCUUCUACGAUGUGAGGCUCUUCAUUGACCCGGGCUACGUGCAGUCUUUUCGCGGAGAUGUGUCCAUCAGGAUCCUUCCGAACAGGAACACCGACCAGAUCGUCUUGCACGCUAUGGCGAUGACUAUCGACAGUGUCUUCAUCCAUACGGAGAGCAAUGAGAAUGUCAACCUACUCAACAGCUGGACGUUGGAUGAAAGCGAUACUCACUUCUUGACCAUCAGGACGAAUGUACAGCUGAAUACACUUCAGCCGUACAUAGUCAAGAUUGAAUACACUGGACAAUACGCUGAGAAUAUGUUCGGAAUCUACGUUUCUACUUACGAGGAAUCCGGACAAACCAUUAAUUUGGUGACAUCCCAACUGCAGCCGACUUUCGCUCGGCGUGCGUUCCCCUGCUACGACGAGCCCUCCUUGAAGGCUGUGUUCAGAACUACCAUCUAUGCACCCCCAGCAUAUACCGUAGUUAGGAGCAACAUGCCUGAGAGAACGGAUUUACUCAAACCAGAAGUACAGGGAUACACAAAACACGAAUUCCAAGACACUCUUGUCAUGUCUACAUACCUGCUCGCCUACUUGGUGUCCAACUUCGAGCACGUAACUAACGAGCAAAGCCCGAUCUACCGCAUCCCUUACCGCGUUUACUCGCGGCCGGGCACACAGGACACUGCUGAGUUCGCAAUGGACUUCGGACAACGGAACAUGAUCGCUCUGGAGGAGUACACAGAGUUACCGUACGCUUUCCCGAAACUCGACAAGGCUGCUGUACCCGAUUUCGCUGCAGGUGCUAUGGAGAACUGGGGAUUAGUUAUAUACAGAGAGGUAGCUCUUCUCUACCAGGAGGGUGUGACAACAACAUCGACUCUCCAGAAUAUCGGGCGCAUCAUCUGCCACGAGAAUAGCCACAUGUGGUUUGGCAACGAGGUCAGCCCUCAGUCCUGGACUUACACCUGGCUGAACGAGGGCUUCGCUAAUUUCUUCGAGAACUUUGCUACUGAUUUGGUGAAUCCGCAAUGGCGUAUGAUGGAGCAGUUCGUGCUGCUCCUGCAGAACGUGUUCCAGAGCGACUCUGUACUCAGUGUGAACCCCAUGACACACCCCGUCUACACGCCCUCGCAAAUCCUGGGAACCUUCAACGCCGUGGCCUAUCAGAAAUCCGGCUCCGUGAUCCGCAUGAUGCAACAUUUCCUCACGCCCGAGGUGUUCAGGAGAGGACUUGUCUACUAUCUCCGAGACAAUUCCAGGCGAGCCGCCGUUCCAUCGAACUUGUACGUGGCCCUACAAAGGGCGCUGGAUGAGUCCACUCACAGCAUUCCCUACCAGUUGGCGACUGUCAUGGGGCGGUGGACGUCACAAGGAGGUUUCCCCGUUAUAACUGUUAACAGAAUGGCACCCGAAGCGAACUCCAUUUCUAUUAAGCAGACGCGCUUCCUGACAGACAGCUCUCUGGUGUCAGACGACAGAUGGCAUAUCCCAGUCAACUGGGUGCUGUCCACCAACCCAAAUUUCACUGACACCAGUCCUCUGGGCUGGGUACCACCCACCGUCACCGCUGUGUCCUUUGACAUUCCCGGCUUGGAAAACACUGAAUGGUACAUCGUUAAUAAGCAGCAGACAGGUUACUACAGAGUGAACUACGAUAUUGACAACUGGAAAGCCCUAGCCAAGGUUCUGUUCGAGUCUCACAAUAUCAUUCACCUGUUGAACAGAGCUCAACUCGUUGACGACGCCUUCAACUUGGCAAGAAACAAUAGAUUGGACUACAGCAUUGCUUUCGACGUAUCGAGGUAUUUGGUGAACGAGACGGAUUACAUCCCGUGGGCAUCGGCCAGCUCAGCAUUUAAUUACCUGGACGUUGUACUCAGCGGAACUUCUGUCUACACUCUAUUCCAGGAAUACCUAUUAGAGCUAUCGGCGCCGUUGUACGGAUCCCUCGGUUUCGACGCGGUAGCCGGCGAGGAGCAUGUAACGGCUUACCACAGGAACAUCAUGCUGGAUAUUAACUGUCGCUAUGGCAACGAGCACUGCGUGAGCAGAUCCCAGGAACUAUUGCAGCAGCUGAGAACUAAUCCCAAUCUGAGGCUCAACCCUGACAUCCAGACCACGGUGUUCUGUUCCGGUCUUCGCGGCGGUGAUGCUGACAACUUCAACUUCCUGUGGCAGCGCUACCUCGCCACCUCUGACUCCAGUGAGCAGGCCAUCCUCUUGAAUGCUAUGGGCUGCACUUCCAAUGCUGAGCUUCGUGAAUUCUACUUGAACCAAGUGAUCGACGACAACUCGUCGGUUCGCGAGCAGGACCGCCACACCAUCAUCGUGUCCAUGAUCAACUCCAGCCCCGCCAAUAUGGAGGUCGCCCUGGACUUCAUCAUCAAUAACUUCGCCGAGAUUCAACCCAGAGUCCAAGGACUGACCGGAACCACCAACAUUCUUAAUGCGUUGGCCAGAAGAUUGACAACCUCCGGGCACUCCGAUAAGAUUGACACGUUUGUGAGCACUCACCAAUCCAUCUUUACUGCCGGCGAGGCCGCCGCCGUGGCUGCCAUCAGGGAGAAUAUCGACGCCUCCGUCGCCUGGAGUGAUAGCAACUUAGAAACCGUGGAGGACUGGCUCAAAGUCAACUACGGCAGUGGCGCCAACAUCGUCACUUCCAGCCUACUCGUCAUCAUUUCUGUUGUUGUAGCAUUUAUUAAUUAUUAA
Aricia agestis (brown argus) is the source of this 2885-nucleotide messenger RNA. RefSeq names its product aminopeptidase N-like (gene Apn2). The transcript is spliced from 16 exons. Gene Ontology annotation, molecular function: peptide binding; zinc ion binding; metalloaminopeptidase activity. The record is from RefSeq and is a predicted model, not a curated record. Lineage: Eukaryota; Metazoa; Arthropoda; Insecta; Lepidoptera; Lycaenidae. The coding region runs from base 63 to 2885 and encodes 940 amino acids. Gene Ontology annotation, biological process: proteolysis; peptide catabolic process. Gene Ontology annotation, cellular component: cytoplasm.